AUGUCGAGGUUUGCACCGGGGGAACUCACCGAGCAUUGCUGUCGCGUUGCUGUUGGCUCCGAGCAUCAGCUCCUCAAACAACUCUCCAAGCCGACUCAGAGAGCUUGCCUGCAUCGGAGAGCCCCACACCCAAUGCUCGCGCUGUCUCUGACCGCACGCUGGCUGCAGCUCCUUCUCUUCAGCUGCACGGAUCUCCAGGCCGCGGCUCGUGGAAGCCUCACGGCGCAUCAACGGAUGUUGUCCGAUCUGUGGGAUGCACAUUGCCGCUACGAGUUCGCCGAGGGCCACAAGAGCGUGGAAAACACCAUGGCGACCAUGGUGGAGGAUGCCUAUGUGAAUCAUGUGCCGACCAUGGUGGGGGGCUUUGGCCAGAAGGACCGGCAUCCCCUUUGGACGGACCGCGGGGCCGGACCAGCUGCACUGAUUCGAAUCUGUGGCAUCAAUUGCGAUGAGAUCGGAACAACGUUGAAGCGAUGA
This is a messenger RNA of Durusdinium trenchii, 477 nucleotides long. The record is from the annotation of a GenBank genome assembly. Lineage: Eukaryota; Dinophyceae; Suessiales; Symbiodiniaceae.